Messenger RNA from Schizosaccharomyces octosporus yFS286, 2394 nucleotides. Its product is annotated as oxysterol binding protein. Gene Ontology annotation, molecular function: sterol binding. Bases 144 to 1562 code for a protein of 472 amino acids. Gene Ontology annotation, cellular component: membrane; intracellular membrane-bounded organelle; cortical endoplasmic reticulum. The transcript is spliced from 5 exons. The record is from RefSeq and is a predicted model, not a curated record. Lineage: Eukaryota; Fungi; Ascomycota; Schizosaccharomycetes; Schizosaccharomycetales; Schizosaccharomycetaceae.
ACAUAUAUUACCCUUGACGAACGUCGGACAGUCCAUAGUGAAGUUGCAAAUAACCAACAUCAAGAGAGGAAAGUCAUAUUAAAAAUCCCCUAACAACUCCAUUUUUUACAGUAGAAAUAAUAAAUUGAAAUAGGCGAUCGACUAUGCCUCAUGAAAAACAAGACAGAGACACGGAGGAAAUUGAAGAUGAAAGCAAGAAUAUCAUUCUUGGGAUUGUGUCUCAAUUGAGACCGAACAUGGACCUGUCAAAAGUAACGCUUCCUACAUUUGUUUUGGAACCAAAGUCGAUGUUGGAGCGAAUUACAAACUUUAUGAGUCAUCCAGAAUUUCUUCUUACAGUUCCUCAGGUUCCUUCUGCUGAAGAAAGAUUUUUAGACGUGUGCCGAUUUUACCUUUCAGGGUGGCAUAUUCGUCCUCCAGGUGUGAAAAAACCACUGAACCCGGUUCUGGGAGAGACAUUUACAGGAUUUUGGAAGUUUCCUCCCGCUGGCCCCUCAAGUCCCGGAUUGGAAAACUUGAAUGGUACCGCUGUGUAUAUUUCCGAACAAGUGAGCCAUCACCCACCCAUUAGUGCUUAUUUUUAUUAUUGCCCGCAAUACAAAAUUCGCGUUGACGGUGUGCUAAAACCCAGAUCGCGGUUCUUGGGCAAUUCUGCGGCAAGUAUAAUGGAAGGAGUUGCUACGAUGAAGUUUUUAGAACGGAACGAGGAAUACAUCCUAACCCAGCCUAAUAUGUAUGCUCGUGGCAUUUUGUUUGGCAAAAUGCGUAUAGAAUUAGGAGACCACGUUACCGUACGUUGCCCAAAUACGGAUUUGGCAGCUGAUAUUGAAUUCAAAGUAAAAGGUUUCAUUAGUGGAACGUACAACUCUAUUGCAGGAAAAGUAAAGCGUAUAAGCACAGGUGAGGUGUUGUACAAACUCUCCGGAAAAUGGGAUUCUGAAAUAAUUUUAGAAAAUGCUAGCACUGGGAAGUCAUCUACAUUUUUGGAUGUCACGGAAUUACCCGUUUAUCCUAUUACAUCUCGGCCCUUGGAAGAGCAGGCACCUUACGAGUCACAAAAAUUGUGGUAUGAAACUUGCGAAGGCGUUAAAGCUCGUGACCAAUCACUCGCGACAAAAUCAAAGACUGCAAUUGAAGAUAGUCAACGCGAGAAGGCUAAGGCUCGGGAAGCUAACGGUGAAAAAUGGCAGCCCAGAUUUUUCAAGCAAACUGGACCUGAGGAAUAUCUGCUAAAUAUGGAUAUACCGUACAAUGCUCCUGACGCUGAAGUGCUUAGUAGAUUAGACAGUUUUAUACCCAUUUUCAGCCAAAGAGAUCGUUCACACUUUCGGAACCUCGUCGGUGGAGGUGCAGAACCUCAGCCGUCAAUGCAAGGACCAGAUCCUCGCAAGCAAGUUAAUAACACAGGCUUGAAUGGAACUCGUCCUCCAAAUUCUCGUGAAAGACCUAACCCAGCUUCCUCUAGUUUCGUAACUUAUCGAAGUGAUAAUGGAUCUGUGGACGAAUACCACGAUGCACAAAUGCCGGAUCAAAAAACUCUUUCACAAUUAGAGGAAAAUUAAUUUGGGUUAUAUAUAUUGGAGAAAGGAAUGCUUAAAAGUAAGCGUUUUCGGGUUUGGGUUCUUUUUCUUAGGGGUAUCUAUUUGUAAUUUCGCUUUAACCAUGCCAUUUAGUGGUGGAAUCCAAACCAAGCAAGUAUAUACCUUCACGAAAAGGAUUGGAGUUUUUUAUUGCUUGUUUUGACAGCUGGUUGAUGCUGAAGUAUGUAGUUAAGUCUUUGUUUUUAAGAAUACCUCUAUAAAUUGACUUAUAAUCUAGGAAAGUUUUCUGGUCAGGUUACGAAUAUUUAAUGCCACAGGAUUUGUAUGAACGUUUUAAUACAACUUAUUACUUUAUUUUUUUUUCUUUCUCUCUUCUUUCUCUUUUCUUCAUCUAUCAUUAUUGAUACAAUGAAGUUGUGUAUGCUUGUCUCACAUGUUUGAUUCUAGUAAUCGCGCUACUAAAAGAUGUCCGUUUAGUUUCGCAGUAUUUCUUCAAGAGUAUUGAUCUAAGUAUGGUGUACUUGGCUUUUAUUCGGUUUAUAUAUGUUGUUUCUAUUGCUUGUAACGAAGUGUUCCCGUCGAAAAAUGAUUUCGCAUUGACGAGACGAACGUCAGUAUUCAAAGUCAAAGUGAAUGAGGUUUGAAAAAUGAAAUAGCACAUGAAAAUUAAAAGAGAGAGCAAGAUAAUACAAUUACAACUAUUACUACUAGAAAAAGCUAUGACUUCUUAUAAUUUUUUAGUUUUUAUUUUGAUAGCUCAUUUAUUUAUUUACGAAUGUAGUGCAGUGGAAGGCAACUUUUGACCAGACAUGAAUGAGCCGAAUGUAAAGUGGGAUAUACGGACAAAAUAAAA